This is a messenger RNA of Blepharisma stoltei, 420 nucleotides long. NCBI's taxonomy places the organism in Eukaryota, Ciliophora, Heterotrichea, Heterotrichida, Blepharismidae. The record is from the annotation of a GenBank genome assembly.
AUGGAGCAGCUUGAUGAAUGGAAUCAAGUAAACUCAGAGCUCAACAAAUCGUAAUUACUAUUCAGCUGCGAAGACAGAAAGCCCAGAUUUGUCCUCUUUGUUGAGAAAUGAAAUCCAUUUAGUCUCCAUGCUGCUCGAAUUUUCCGAAAAAUAAAAGCAGAAAGUUCUGAACAAGAUAUUUUCAUUGUAGAUGCAGAUAAGCUAUUUAGCAUUGCUUCUGGUUUCGGUAUUAUUGGAACUCCAGCCUUGAUUGUUUUUUUUAGAGGCAUGCCAGUUAAAAUCAAAAGAAGAGGAUGGGAAGAAGACGUCAAAUGUAAAUACUAUGCAGAUGUGGGAGUAACUUCUGAAAGCAAUUAUUAUAAUAUUGUUCAUAUGGGAAGAGAGCAAGCAAUCACUGGCAACCCAUUAAUAUGUGACUAA